This is a messenger RNA of Penaeus vannamei (Pacific white shrimp), 4207 nucleotides long. NCBI's taxonomy places the organism in Eukaryota, Metazoa, Arthropoda, Malacostraca, Decapoda, Penaeidae. The record is from RefSeq and is a predicted model, not a curated record.
UAAACCCCACCCCAAGGGACCCCCCCCCCCCGCCUACGCCGACCCCAGCCUUUCAAGAUGGCGGCGAGGAAGGCAAUAUGGCUGCUCAGUAUUUCAGUUUUAUGCUGGUGUAUUGUUGGGGUCUUAGGAGAAGAGGAUGUACUCUCAGAGGAAGAGCUGCAGUUGGUCUUCGGGAGGAGAGAAACAGUGCCAAAGUACAACCUCGUGGUGCCACGGGUGUCUGGAGACGGAUGGCACCCAAGGAGGAGCGCCCGGUCGGCUCCAGAGGCUCCUACUCUCAAGUUCGAUGCUCUAGGACGGUCCUUCAACUUCAAACUACAGCGCAACACGGAAUUAAUAUCGCCCGAGUUCGUGUUCAUGCAGCGGAACGGCGACGAAGCUGACAUCAUGGACCUGGACGAACGGAAUUACGAGAUGUACUACCAGGGCGUCGACGACACGGGCGACUCCAACAUCGCGGUCGAACUGAGCAAUAAUAUUCGCGGCGUGAUCACCAGCGCCUCCGACCAGUACGUGAUCCAAGCCCUUCCGGAGACUGUGACACGCAGGAGGCGCAGUAUUGAACCCGAGAGAGAGCGAGACGACGACGCCCUGCCGACACACAUCGUUUACCGCAGAGAGAGUCACGAUGAAGAAUGUCCAUCGGAGAGCCACUCGCGACGUCGCAGAUCUUUCAUCUCAGACACGGAGGAGAUUUCACGGAUGGAGGCCCAGCAGGAGGAGUCGAGGGCAGCCCUAGGAGCACGCGAAGGCAGGAGAUCCUACUACGACAGCUUCGAACAUGUCGUAGAUGAACAGUUACGGUCGGAGUGGCAUCGCGACAACCGCUACGGGCCAGAGGGACACGAGGACACCAGAGCCAGGGGUUUCCGAGGCGAAGACCUGUACAUUGAAACGGCUGUGUUUGUUGACAAGGACCUGUACCGGCACAUGCAGGAUAACUUCCCGAGGGACACGGAGGACCAGGUGCUCAAGGUGGUCCUCGCUAUGGUCAACGCUGUACAACUCCUCUACAACGACGACACUCUCGGCCACAGGAUCAAGUUCGUCCUCAAGCGCCUCGAGAUCUUGUACAAGGACCCGACGGACCUGCACCGCCCUUACGACAUCGACAACCUCCUGACGAACUUCUGCUCGUGGCAACGCAAGGAGAACCCGCCCAGGGACAGCGACCCUUUGCACUGGGACCACGCCCUCAUCCUCACCGGCCUCGACGUCUUCACCAUCAACUCUAAGGGCAGGGUCAACUCACAGGUCGUCGGUCUGGCUCCGGUCGCAGGCAUGUGCACGCCAUCCAGCUCCUGCACCGCCAAUGAAGGUCGCCAUUUUGAAUCUGUUUACGUUGUGGCGCACGAAAUCGGCCAUAACCUAGGGAUGCGCCACGACGGUCUCCAGGCAGGCAACAACUGCGACCCCGGCAGGUACCUCAUGUCACCGACCCUGGGUUCCGGCAAGAUCACCUGGUCUUCCUGUUCGAAGCGCUACCUUGAUGAUUUCCUAAGUACACCGCAAGCAGAGUGCCUGCGGGACUCGGCGCGCCCCCUGCGUGACCCGCUCAACCACGAGCAGUAUUCUCCGCCGGGACAGCGGUUUUCGGCCGACCAGCAGUGCAUGUUGAAGCACGGCGUCGGCAGCAUUCACGCGGCAUCGCAGCCCCUAGCGGACAUCUGCCAGGACCUGCACUGCCUCCACAGAGAUCCCUACACCUGGACAUCGCAUCCUGCUCUCGAAGGAACCACCUGCGGCCACAGAAAGACAGAAAAUAGCAAAUGUGAUAUUUUCCCCACAAUUAACGCCUUUGAAAUCGUUCUCACAUUUCGAUUCCCUGUCCCCAGUGGUGUCGCAGAGGGCGCUGUGUGGACGACGCCCAGGCCCCUACCCUGCCCCUUGGAGGGCGAGUGGGGGCCGUGGUCUGCCUGCAACUCCGAGUGUCUGUACAGCGUCGACGGCGUGUUGUCUUCGGGAAGUACGGGUCUCUCGCUGUCGGAGAGGCGGUGCAGGACGUGCCACGGCGAGUACAGGUACCGCGUGUGCUCGGCGGUGCAGAAGUGCAGCGCCGGCCGCCGCAGGACCGUGCAGGACUUCGCCGACGACACCUGCCGCGACACCGCCAGGAACUCCGCCUUCCUCACGGGGCUGGCGGCGAGGGUGCCCGCGAGAGGCCCGUCCCAGUGCGAGGUCCAGUGCGAGACGAGCGGCAAGGGCGAGCGGUCGUCGGGCAGGUCCUUCCCCGAUGGGACCGUGUGCGCGUCGCCUUCCAGAUUGCCCUCCUACUGCGUCGCCGGCGUGUGCACGGAGUUCCGCUGCGAGGCCGACGCUCUCUACGGCGCCGACCCUCUCACCUGCCGACCUGACAUGGCGCCCCCGACCCCACCGCCCCCUCGGACCUCCCACGCAAACACGCGCCGCACACCACGCCCCCUCGACACACCACGCCCCAGCCUCCUGCAGGAUACGGCGAGACUGGCGUGUGGGGCCCGUGGAUUCCUGCGUCUACGUGUCGUCUGCGUGUCUUCAGCAAAAGGGAUUCAGCUUGUAAGUCGCGACUGCAGAAGCCACAGGUGCACGGGUAUUAACAGGAACAUUCAGAUUUGCAAUCCUUCUAAUUCGGGCUGCGAGCGAAUCCAGUCGACUUUCGAAUACGCGAGUGAGGUUUGUCGUCGAUAUAUGACAGAGGUAGAUCAGCUGUCUGGGAUUGGCAUGCAGCUGUCAAGUACAAAGGAUGACCCGGACCGCGCCUGCACCGUGGCCUGCCAGGACGCCCGCCUCAACUACCGCUUUUACCGCGUCAACGGCGGCGACGGCUGGUUCCCCUUCGGCACCGACUGCGCCAGGGGGACCGCCGGCCGCUCCGCCUACUGCCUCAACGGGAAGUGUUUGGACUUCUCGAACGAGGGAACGCCCUUGCGCAACACGAUCUUCACGGAGUACGAGCGGCAGCGGUCCUUGGACAUGGAGCCGAUCGAGCGCGCGUAUCCCCUCGAAGUCAACCCGUACCACGAGGACUUCCGGCAGCCAUUUUACCAGGAGUCGUCGCCCCAACAGACCUACCAGUGGCAGACGCAGCACGUUCAGCAGCCGCACCGCCCCCGCCAGAGCACGUGGUUCCGAGGGCGGAGGAAGCGGGAUGUGACGUCAUCGUCUCACCCGAUCUCCAGUACCAUUAGCGAUCAGCUGUUGAUGUCGCUGGUGGACGAGCUCAAUUCGACGCUCAUGUCCAAGGAAACCUCGAGCAAAGUGACGCCGGAUUCCAUAGACUUCCAGAACCCUCUCUUCGUCGGCGAACAGGUCACGGAGAACAAUACGUUCACCCUCAACCCCAAUUCGUUCGAGCUCAAGCCGUUCAACCCCAGCAACCUCACUUCUGAAGGCGGGGUUGACGAGGAGGUCCAGUUCGACGCCCUGCAGGAGUACCGCUGGAGGCUGCGCGUGUCGCCGUGCUCCGUCUCCUGCGGAAAGGGCGUGGAAGAGGUGCUCCUGCUGUGCGUCCAGCGGGACCGAGAGGACCUCCCCGUGGCAGACCGACGGUGCGCCCACUUGUCCCCUCCUGCGUCAGUCGGGUUCAGGCCCUGCUGGAGAGAGGAGCCCUGCCCUCGACGACCUCCUGACGAGGGUCUGUCUGCGUCGCCUGUAGGACGCUGGGUGCUGGGUCUCCUGGAGGGGAUCGUGGACACCCGUGGACUCUGAUCCAGCGUCUGUUUAGAUAGUGUCAAUUUUUUGUAUGUAGUUUUUCUCUAUUUUUUACCCACGGUUUUAUAUGUAGGUGCAUUUUUUAUGGAUACGUUUUAGAUACUGUUUUGUAAUUUUUUGAUGUAGAUAAUGUAGGAUAAGAUUGUUUCGUUUCUUUUUAUGUUUUUUUUUUCUAACUAGCAUCUCUAAAUUUCGUUCUAAUUUUUCUUCUCGAGAUUUCCCCUCUUUUAUUUUAUUUAUUAUUUACCCUCGGGGGAAUUGAAAGCGGCAUUCGUAAAUUCUGUAAGCGGAAGUAUGUACCUGUAUUUUCAUCCUUGCUUUUACCCCUUUUUAUCAGCUUUUCCGCCUCUCCCAUCAACUAUUCCCUACACUCGGCGCCAUAUUCUCACAGCUUUCUUCACUGGUUAUAAGGUUAGAGGUUGUGAUCAGCCAAUCGGUUCUGAACCUAAUCUAGUCUCAGGCUGACCUGCUGCUCGUGGGAAAGUAGUGAAGGAAUGGAAUUUUUAUUUAUAUUAUU